AUGUCUAGCAAGAGGAUCGCGUUCAAGGUCCACGGUAGCGUGCAAGGAGUCGGCUUCCGCGACUUCACCCAAAAGUGCGCAACAAGCCAUGGGCUGCGAGGCUGGGUUCGAAACACCACCUGCGGAAAAGUUGAGGGUGAAGUCCAGGGCGAUGGAGAAACCGUGCAGAAGCUACUACAACAGAUUGAUAAGGGACCACGUAUGGCCCACGUUGUGAAACUGGAGAAGCGAGAGAUGGAGUUGGUAGAUGGCGAGGACCGGUUUCUUGUGAUGCGGACGGCGGACUCGAUGUUUCACCAGGGGGCUUGA
This is a messenger RNA of Penicillium canariense, 309 nucleotides long. Its product is annotated as acylphosphatase. Gene Ontology annotation, molecular function: acylphosphatase activity. Bases 1 to 309 code for a protein of 102 amino acids. The transcript has 5 exons. Lineage: Eukaryota; Fungi; Ascomycota; Eurotiomycetes; Eurotiales; Aspergillaceae. The record is from RefSeq and is a predicted model, not a curated record.